GUUGGAGAGAGAGCGAGGGAAAACGGAAACUCGCCAUUAUUGCAUGAAUGCAUUUUUUUUUUCAAAAAAAAAGUGCAGCGUUUAGAUUAUUUUACGGUUUAAUCUUAUUUGAAAACAGCUAGAUCGUAUAGUGUAGAAUGUGCUAAUAAGGUAGUUGUAAAGCUAAUCUAUUAGCUUACGAGUGGUGUUAAAUCAGCUACACGACACGACACCACAACUAGAAGAAGUGUGACAUAAACUAGGCAACCAGUCUUUAGUUUUUAGUAUACUCACUGUAUAAUUGAACAUUUUCAGCGGUUUUAGCUAAUUUAAUUAUCGGCUAACCAAAAGCGUAGUUAGUAAAUCUGCAUUUGUUUACAUGCUAACUCAUUAGCGUCCCCUAAAGGCUCGCGUUAGCUUCAGCUUUAUAUUAUUGACGAGAAUAUACCGACAAGAAAAAUAUCGACCCGCUUUUAAAUUAAACUGAAUUAUUUAAAAAAAUACGCGUUUCGUACCAGUCGGACUAAUGCGCAGGUCUGAUAAGUACCAAUAUGGGGCACACGAUGCUAAUUAGCCAACUAGCCACGUAACGUUGCGCUGCCCUCUUCACACUGUUGAGACAGCGAGACAGGACGGACUGCAGGGAAAGAGGAAAGAAAGGCAAGAUGACAGCACUACAAGACACAGAGGAUGCCAGCGAAACAGAUCUGGCCAAGCAUGAUGAGGAUGACUACGUGGAAAUCAAAGAGCAAAUGUACCAAGACAAACUGGCCUCUCUAAAAAGACAGCUGCAGCAGUUACAAGAAGGUACACUGCAGGAGUAUCAGAAAAGGAUGAAGAAGCUGGACCAACAGUACAAAGAGAGGCUCCGAAAUGCAGAUUUAUUUCUCCAGCUUGAGACAGACCAGGUGGAGAGGAACUACAUCAAGGAGAAGAAGGCGGCGGUGAAGGAGUUCGACGAUAAGAAGGUGGAACUGAAGGAAAAUCUAAUUGCGGAGCUGGAGGAGAAAAAGAAGAUGAUUGAGAACGAGAAAUUAACAAUGGAGCUGACAGGCGACUCUAUGGAGGUAAAACCCAUCAUGACGCGGAAGCUGAGAAGACGACCCAACGAUCCGGUCCCAAUACCAGACAAACGGAGAAAACCUGCUCCAGCUCAGCUAAACUAUUUGUUAACAGACGAGCAGAUAAUGGAAGAUCUAAGAACGCUUAAUAAGCUUAAAUCACCGAAACGACCAGUGUCUCCGUCGUCUCCGGAGCACGUCCCCUCUGCUCCCAUGGAGAACCCCCCCCAGCGCUACGAGGCCCGCAUCGAGGAGGGGAAACUUUACUACGACAAACGAUGGUAUCACAAGAGCCAGGCCAUCUACCUGGAGUCAAAGGACAACACAAAGAUCAGCUGUGUGAUCAGUUCAGUGGGGACCAACGAGAUCUGGGUGAGGAAGACGAGCGACAGUACAAAGAUGAGGAUCUACCUGGGACAGCUGCAGAGGGGAGCGUUUGUCAUCCGACGACGGUCGGCUGCAUGAAACAUCACCCCGCCCCACCCAUCUGUUCAUUUAUCCACCCAUCCACCCACCAGCCUGCUCGUCAACUGUUACUCUAUUUGGUGCAUUUCAGUUUAACACGUCUUCUCUCCCAACUACACGCCGUUAUAAAAAAAAUAAAUAAAUCUUUCCCACAUUAACCAAAUGAACAGUAAAAGUCAUCAUACACACAACUGACUGCAUUAUUUGUCACUAUGUGGCAUGUGUGUGUGAAAACGGCGCCGCGCGGUCCUAUUUACAUUUAUCCUUAAGUUAUUUUCGUCAUGUCGACUCUGAGAGAAACUGUCUGCGGGCGACGAAACAAGUCGAGGAGCUGCUUCAGGUUCAGCUGGAAGUCAGACAGUAAACCCCCCCCCCCCCCCCCACCUCCACCACCACAAAGAAGUUACACUAUACGCCUUUUGCACUGUCCUCAACGAAUGGAGGCCGCUUGCUGUACGCUGAUGGUUUUUUACACGUUCAAACGUCCCGUGUAUUAAACUUUUCAUUUUGAAUUUAGGGGGGAAAAAAUAUUUUAAAAGUAUAAUGUCCUUUCUUUUUUUUUUUCUUUUUUUUUUGUUCCUUUUCGUCAUUUCAUGUGAUCCUCUCCAUAUGAACAACCUGGAUAAACUGUAUUUGCAUGUGGAGCGUUGAGUUGUUUUGUACUGUUUCCCAUUUUAUUAAAAUGGCUUCGGACUUUUAUUAAUUUGA
Molecule: messenger RNA, 2213 nt
Organism: Mugil cephalus (flathead mullet)
Lineage: Eukaryota; Metazoa; Chordata; Actinopteri; Mugiliformes; Mugilidae
Gene: suds3
Product: SDS3 homolog, SIN3A corepressor complex component
Exons: 12
Coding region: 645-1505 (286 amino acids)
Biological process (GO): negative regulation of transcription by RNA polymerase II
Cellular component (GO): Sin3-type complex
Molecular function (GO): histone deacetylase binding
Source: RefSeq, a predicted model, not a curated record